CGCAGUCUUGUCACAGUCUUGCAAUAAUGUUUCGUAGCGGUUUUGCAUUGCUUCUUACUGUAUUGUGUGCUCUCAGUCAUGGACAUAGCCCAGGCUGUGAGAAACCGACGUCUUUCUACAUCCCAAUCAUGAAGCUAAAUUGGAUCGGAGCUGUACAAUAUUGCAAUCGAAUCGGUAUGCGGCUGGCAGUGGUUAAUAGUGAGUCGAAGAACCUUGCAGUUCUUGAGGCAAUCCAUGCAGCCAACGAAGACGGCAUCGAUCUAUCUAACGCGUGGAUAGGAGCGAGCGAUAUUUCCAAAGAAGGUACCUUCGUAUGGCUUGCUACGGGCCGGCCUGUCAACUAUACCAAUUGGUCGGAAAAUAAUCCGAACAACGAUGAGGGAACAGAAAAUUGCGUGGAAAUCGCCUAUCAACCUUACACGCAGUUUAAAUGGCGCUGGAACGAUAACAAAUGCGAUGCUGUUAACAAUUUUGUUUGUGAGUCCAAUUUUUGAAAUGAUAUGAAUCAAAAGUACUAGAAUGAAAUUGCUGUAAGCUACGGGAUCAAUGUGAGUUUAAUUAAAAUUUUAAUUCAAGA
Messenger RNA from Aedes albopictus (Asian tiger mosquito), 577 nucleotides. RefSeq names its product perlucin-like. The coding region runs from base 27 to 494 and encodes 155 amino acids. The record is from RefSeq and is a predicted model, not a curated record. NCBI's taxonomy places the organism in Eukaryota, Metazoa, Arthropoda, Insecta, Diptera, Culicidae. The transcript has 2 exons.